This is a messenger RNA of Beauveria bassiana ARSEF 2860, 1671 nucleotides long. RefSeq lists its product as uncharacterized. The transcript has a single exon. The record is from RefSeq and is a predicted model, not a curated record. NCBI's taxonomy places the organism in Eukaryota, Fungi, Ascomycota, Sordariomycetes, Hypocreales, Cordycipitaceae. Bases 1 to 1671 code for a protein of 556 amino acids.
AUGGGCUCUGAACUCGGCAACACGGCCACGACGAAGCCAGAGGCCCGAGUCAAUGGCCUUGGCAUCUUCUAUAUUAUUCUUGCCAUAGCGUGGACUGGCACCCUUUUGGGAGCCAUGCUCUACCUGUGGAGAAAGCGCAAGUCACAGAUUCUGCGCAUCCGCGGUCUUCCCAUCUCCUUUGCUGGCAUCCUCCUGAUGCACGUCUACUGGGUCUGCGUGACGACGGGCUACGUCUACGGCCCUCUGAUGCCCGAGGUGGCAGAGUACUGGAUCAUGGGCAUCUGGCUUCCGCUUGGCAUUGCUCUCUUCCACGCCUCCAACACACGCUUCCUCUACGUGGCCAACGCGCAGAGAAAGUACGCCAAGCGCUCGGCCGAGCCCUACCGAAUCUUCACCCGCCGACCCGGCCGCAUCUCGCUGCGCGAGUCGGUCAAGGUCUGGUGGCAGCAACUCGACUACAACAAGAAGACGCUCGCCAGCGUCGCCGUCGGUAUGAGCCUGCAAGUGAGCCUUACCGUCUUCAUGUUCCUCGUCUCCCGCAAGUUUCAUGACUCGUAUGGCAUCGACGGCACCGAGGUCUCGGGCACGCCCAUGGAGGUCAAGGUCGCGCAGGGUACCGGUUGGGAGUGGUGGCCCUCAAUCUUCUGGCAGCUCUUCUGGGCCUGGAUUGUGGCUCCCGUCAUCCUCUUCCGCGCCCGCAACGUCCACGACACGCAGGGCUGGCGGCUACAGACCAUUGGCUGCUGUCUCUCGGGCCUACACGCGGCCCCCAUGUGGCUCAUCGCCCUGUACGUUCCUGCCAUGGCUCCCGUCAACAACGUCUUUAUCCCUCCCAUGUGGAUUGCCCUCUCCAUCAUGUUUCUCGAAUUCUUUACCGUCUUCGUCCCCGUCAUGGAGGUGCGCAAGGCCCGCAAUCUGAGCCAGGAGACGCUCGAGUCCAUUGCCCGGUGGGAGUCGCGCCAGCGCUUCGGCGCCAAGGACGCAAAGUCGGUGCACUCUGAAAUCUCGGGUACCACGUGGGCGUCACGCAUGUCCCGGGCCGCGUCGUCGGUCAACUCGACGGGCUCCGGCGGCUCCAUCCUGACCAUGGACGCCCUUGAGCACACCCUGGAGAAGAACCCGGAGCCGCUCCAAGAGUUCUCUGCGCUCAAGGACUUUUCCGGCGAGAACGUGGCCUUUCUCAUGCGCGUGCGCGACUGGAAGCGCGCGCACAACAUUAGCACCACCAGGAGCAUCUCCAGUAGCAGCGGGCCCGAUGACGAGAGGCCCCCCCCGACCCCUGUCAAGAGGGCCUCGCGCGAGAUGUUUGAGGGUGCGCUGCACAUCUACCUCGACUUUAUUAGCGCCAGCUGCGCCGAGUUCCAGAUCAAUUUGGCGUCGCAAGACUUUCGCAAGCUCGAGGCCGUCUUUGAAAAGGCCGCCCGCGCUGUCGUCAACGACGAGUGCGAUACGUACGACCCGGCCACGCCAUUUGCUGAUACGCCGCGCCGCACGGCCGAUAAUGCCGCAGCGGCCUUGCGCUUCGCCGGCUCAAUCCCAGACGGCUUUGACGACACAGUCUUUAGUGACGCCGAGAUCAGUAUCAAGUACCUCAUCCUCACCAACACCUGGCCCAAGUAUAUUCGGCAGCGCCGCUCCGUGGAUGCCACCAGCACUGCCGAGACUGUGUAG